CGCGCCGUUAAUGCUCGUCGAAGCGGACGCGUGUUGUGCUCGUUCGAAGUCGAAGCAUGGCGCAGGUGAUAUAUAACAUGGAACCCAUACCUUCGCGUCGCCGCUUCUUUUCGCACGAUCUUAACCAGAUCUCGUUUGACGUCGAAUGUGAAACCGUGUUAUAAAGUCGACAGGUGCUUUGACGUCGGGCCUGCCAAGGUCUCGUUCGUUCGCCCACUCGUGCUCGUGCUCGCGUGCCCAACCGGCUGCACACUAUGUCGUUCUUUACCACCACACUCGUUCUAUUUAUUCUAUGCUUGCAGAACGUGCUAGCCGGCGCACCGAGCAAAAUCUACGGCGUCAACCUGGGUUCAUGGCUUGUGCUUGAAUCAUGGAUGCUGCCCCAAGAGUGGCUCGACAUGGGUGGCGAACUUAACUGCGACUGCUCGACGUGCAUCGGUUCCGAGUUCAACUUCGUCAAGGCGUACCCGGACACGGCCGACGCCAUCUUCGACAAGCACUGGUCGACCUGGUUCACGCAGGACGACGUCAACAUCCUCGCUGGCGCCGGUAUAAACACCGUGCGAAUCCCCCUCGGAUACUGGAUCGUCGAGCCCCUCGUGAACAGGCAAACCGAGUUCUACCCACGCGGCGGGAUCAAGCAGCUGAAACGAGGUCUGAGACAGCUGCAAGAUGCCGGAAUCAUGGCCAUCCUCGACCACCACGCACCCCCCGGAGCCCAAUCCGUCAACCAGAUGUUCGCUGGACAAUGCACGCCCACUCCCCAAUUCUACACCGACUACAACUACCACCGUGCGCUCGUCUGGACCGCCGUCAUGACGUCCCUCUCGCACCUCGACCCCGACUUCGCCAACGUCUUCUCCAUCGAGGCCGUCAACGAACCGAUCAUGGACGCCGCCCAGACACCCGGCUACGGUGACUUCCAACAGAACUUCGUUCGCACCGUUCGCGCGAUCGAGCUCGUCCUCGGCAUCCCCGUCCCCGGCGCCUCGCCCAUCACCUCCUCCCUCUCCUCCUCGAACUUCACCUCCGCCCUCACCUCCGCCUCCAAACUGACCCCUUCCUCCUCAUCCCCUUCCUCCAUUGCCAACAUCUUCACCCCGGAAGUCCAAGCCGCCCUGACCGAGGCCAUCCCGAUCCUGAUCCAGAUGGGCAUCGAGCUCGCCAUCCCCGCCAUCUUCGAUCUCCACGCCGGUUCCGCUCCGUUCCACUCGAUCCGCGACCCGCUCGUGACGAACUUUAUGGACGUGAACUGGCAGUCCGAUAGCCCGCCGAACCCGGCCGAUGCUGCGAUCGGCCCGCAGGGAUACGACAACCACCUUUACUACGUCUUCGGCGGCGUGGCAGACCCGACUCCAGAAGCCUACAUGACCUCGAUCUGCAACCUCGACCGCGUGCAAACCGACGCCGCCGUGGGCAACUCGCCUCUCUGGUUCGGCGAGUGGGGUUUACCCACCCAAUUCGACGCCACGGACGAGUUCUUGGUCGACUGGGCGGAUGCGCAGAAGCUCGCUUACGCGAAAGGCGCCGGCUGGAUCUUCUGGAACUUCAAGGUCGAGAUCUCGGACCUCGCCGGAGACCUCGCGCGCGAAUGGUCCUACGAGGAAGGACUCCGCCGCGGAUACAUGACCCAGAACCCGGCGCAGGUGCACAACCCGCACGUGUGCGACCCGUACAUCGCCAACGGCACGAGUACCUCUUGA
Molecule: messenger RNA, 1703 nt
Organism: Punctularia strigosozonata HHB-11173 SS5
Lineage: Eukaryota; Fungi; Basidiomycota; Agaricomycetes; Corticiales; Punctulariaceae
Product: glycoside hydrolase family 5 protein
Exons: 11
Coding region: 255-1703 (482 amino acids)
Biological process (GO): glucan catabolic process
Cellular component (GO): cell surface; extracellular region
Molecular function (GO): beta-glucosidase activity
Source: RefSeq, a predicted model, not a curated record